GUGAUGAGGCUAUAGAGAAAUUAGCCCUUGCUUCAAAUAAUCCACAAGCAUCAUUGUAUGGAGUAGUGAAUCAAAUACUAUAUCCCUUAGUGCAAGGGUGUGAAUCAAAAGAUAUAAAAAUUAUCAAGUUCUGUCUGGGCACAAUACAGCGUUUAAUAGCUCAGCAAGGGAUUGAUGCAAAGGGAGCCAGACAUGUGGUGGAUUGCUUGUACAAUCUCGGUCAGGCAGGAGUGCUGGAGCUGAAGCUACUACAGACUGCUGCACUUUUGAUGACCACAUCUGAUCUUGUGCACGGAGAUACAUUAGCAAGAACAAUGGUGAUGUGUAUGCGCACGGUGUCUGCCAGUGAAGCGCGUGAUGUCAGCACCAGUCAUGCAGCAGCAGCUACUGUGCGGCAGCUUGUUGCACUUGUGUUUGAACGUGCUCUUGCUGAGGCUGAUGGUAAAUUGAAAGUGAAUCCCGCAGAUGUGAGAUUACAAACAAAUACAAAAGCGCCUAAAGAACUGAAGCCUUGUGCAACUGACGCAUAUCUUAUAUUGCAAGAUAUAAUACAAUUAAUAAACGGUGAUGCUGCGCAUUGGUUGGUCGGUAUAUCUGAUGUGCCAAAGACAUUCGGUCUGGAGCUGCUCGAUACUGUGCUGACUGAUUUCUCCGAAGUGUUCUUUAAAAUUCAAGAAUUUAGAUUUCUACUCAAAGAGCAUGUUUGUGCUCUCAUAAUAAGGCUAUUCUCACCAAAUGUCAAACACAGAGCUGCAUUCACUGCGCUGCACAUCCCGGGCGCGGGGGCGAGUGCGGGCGCGGCGGGGGCGGGCAGCCCGGCGCCCGA
Messenger RNA from Papilio xuthus (Asian swallowtail), 826 nucleotides. RefSeq names its product protein MON2 homolog. The annotation marks the transcript as partial. The record is from RefSeq and is a predicted model, not a curated record. The transcript is spliced from 7 exons. NCBI's taxonomy places the organism in Eukaryota, Metazoa, Arthropoda, Insecta, Lepidoptera, Papilionidae.